AUAGUUUGUUGACAUUACUCUCAUGGCCUGGCUCGCGCGCUACACAUCAUAUGGCGCGCCUUUAAUUCGUCGUGUGUAUGUGUAGUACGUGCAUGUGUGAAUUGCAUGCUGUAUGCAUGUUGCGAGUAGUUCCAUAGCUUAGCUCACGUUAGAAGUCACAGCUUCUGAGACAUGAAUUUGCCCAAUUUGUGGAUUAUACCGGAUAUAUCUCUGAAAAGCAGUUCAUCACCGCAGGAAUUCAUAUUUUGAUUAUCAGUCAGGUCUUUUAGAACUGAACAUAUCUAACUCAUAAUGAGUGAACCAGCUAGAGAAGAAGGAUACAGGGAGCCCGAUCCCGGAGAAGUAAGGGAUGAUGAGAGGAUACCAGAGCCCAUGCCUAGUAACCGUUCUGCCCCUCCCAGGAACGCCACCUCUACCAACUCACCUAGGAAACCAGCUACACAGAAAGGAAAGCUACAAAAAGUUACUAUUGUAUUAUUGGAUGAAACUGAAUUUUACUGUGAUAUUGAGAAACGUGCCAAAGGGGAACAACUAGUAGACGUGGUAUGUGAUCACUUGGACAUUGUGGAAAGAGAUUACUUUGGCCUUACGUAUAGAGACUCACAAGAUUGUAGGCAUUGGGUUGACCCAAUAAAAGAGCUGAAAAGACAAAUGAAAAAUGGACCUUGGUUUUUCUACUUCAAUGUCAAGUUCUAUCCACCAGAUCCAGCUCAACUCAAAGAAGACAUCACAAGGUACUUCCUUUGUUUACAAAUCCGGGAUGACAUUCUCCGGGGGAGACUGCCCUGCUCGUUGGUGACACACGCCCUCUUGGGUUCAUACGUGGUACAGAGUGAGCUCGGGGAUUUCGACGCCGACAAGCAUGGCAUCGACACAGCGUAUCUCGGUCAGUUCCGCUUCGCACCGGAGAGGAAGAAGGAACUGGACGAUAAAGUCAUGGAGCUGCAUAAGACACACAGAGGGCAGACACCUGCAGAGGCCGAUCUUCAUUUCCUUGAUAACGCAAAAAAGCUUGCUAUGUAUGGUGUUGAUCUUCACCAUGCGAGGGAUUCUGAGGGAGUCGAUAUCAUGCUGGGUGUAUGUGCCAAUGGGCUUCUUAUCUACAGAGAUAGACUAAGAAUAAACCGUUUUGCCUGGCCCAAGAUCCUCAAGAUAUCGUAUAAAAGAAACAACUUCUACAUCAAAAUUAGACCAGGAGAAUUUGAACAAUUUGAAAGUACUAUUGGAUUCAAGCUUGCUAAUCACAGAGCAGCUAAGCGGUUGUGGAAAGUAUGUGUAGAGCACCAUACAUUCUUCCGCCUUGUGCAUGCAGAACCUCCAAAGAAGAGGCCUAUCUUCUGGCUGGGAUCGAAGUAUCGUUACAGCGGACGAACGCAGUUCCAGACGAGACAAGCUAGCGCCCUCAUUGACAGGGACAGCCCGACCGUGGAAAGAGGGAAGAGCGAGAGGCAUACUAGGAGUUUAGAUGGUGGUUACGGAUCGCCGACGCCUCGUGACCCCGAUAGGGCAGAUGAGGUCGUCACCCCAGACAAGGCCAGGACGCUCGAAGCACGCCCUCAGAGUGGAUACGAGGCACAUGUUCCAUACGUUGACACAAACGAGGAGGAGAAAAAGGAUUUGGACUUGACCUCCGAUGAGGGAGAUUACGACGCAGAAACCCAACAAGUGCGCAACAUCAAGCUCUCUUAUUUCUCGAGGUCAGCUGAUAACAUGGCAACCAGCCAGCCAGAGGGAGGGGUAGGCGAGGGAGAGAACCCUGAAGAGGGCGGGCCUACCUUCCAGAAAGAAGUUACCACAGUAACCACUACCAAGACAACCACGUAUACAGUUGAGAGAACAGGGGAUCAGAACGCUGAGCCGGUUAAGGAGACAACGUUUGGAGAAGAGGAUGAGCAACCAGUGUUAUUGUUGGAAGGUGAGCCGACACGGCUUCACAUCCACGAGGAACCGGAGGUUAUUACUACCACUACCGUCAAAACAUUCAUCACUGAUGAUUAUGCAAAUGAGCAGCCCGAAGCUGAUCAGGUCAUUCCAGACCAGUCUCCUCAAGAAGUGAUCCAUGAGGAAGUAUUGGCCCCUGACAGGGUCACCGCCGACCUGUCAGAACCGGUCCUGGUCCUUUCCGACCAACUUGAAUUGGUCAAGGAGACGGACGUUGACGAGGAGGAACCGGGAGAACCCGAAGCCGAUUUGACCCCUGAAGAAGCCAGAUCUGACAGGGACGAUUCUCCCGACCCACCACUCCUACCCCGUACAUACCAGCCAGAACCAGCCCAGUCCGGUUCUGACCAGCCCGAACCAGUCAAUCAGCAGGAACUGGUGGUCGAGGAAGAGGUAGCGAAAGAGCAAGUCACUGGGGUUGAAUCCACCCCUGACCUUGAUGCACGUUUUGGCGGGAAUGUUGCCAUGGUAAUUCGCUUGGAUGUUGAGAAGCAGGAUGAAGAAGAAGACCAGGACGAAGAGGAGGAGGAGAUGAUGGCCGCUGCCCAGCCGGAACAGGAGGACGAGGCCUCACCAUUCGUCAAGACGGCCAUGCUGGUCCAGCAGCAGCAGAGCAGUGAAGAUGACUCCAAGCUGACCAGGGACGUCCCCUACGUCAAGACGGAGAACACCACCAUCACCUACGAGAAGGACCCCGAGGAUGCGGUCGAUGGGGAGGAGGAUCCGGGGACGCUGAUCAGCGCGCAGACCAUGACCAGUGAGACGAGGUCGAUGACGACCACCACUCACAUUACCAAGACGGUUAAGGGCGAGCUGACCGAGACGAGGGUUGAGAAGAAGAUUGUUAUCCAGGCAGACGGUGACUUAGAUCAUGAUAAGGAGGCGGCCGAUGCCCAAGUACGAGCUCUGUUAGCGGAGACUUUAGCCGAGGAGCAGCUCCAGAAUCCUGACUUCCAGGUCACCCGCAUCGUCAUCCAGAAAGAGGGGGAAGAGAUUAACGGAGAUGUGGAAGGAGAGGAGGGGGAGGCUCAAUCAGCUCAGGAUUAAGCUAAUCCGCACUAAUCUAAUCUCUGUUAAUCUAUUCUCUGGAAUUUUUACAUGGCCACAGCUUCCUAUAGUACUUGAUUUCGACCCAAGGUCACCAUCGGGGUAUGUAACAUGAAGCUUAGUGAUUGAUUAUUGGGAUGAUUUCUAUGAUGGGUUGCAUUGAUUAUUGUGUAUGAUCAAUUGUAUAAAUCAGCCCAAUAUCAAACACUGAGGUUUAAGUUACAGUGCCUAGGUUUAUUUGUAAGGAGACAACCAGAAUCUACACUGUAUAAAAUGAAGAGAAAAUAUAAUGUCUUUGCAUUUAGACUAAUGACAUGAUAUAGAUUAACUCGAUUUUCUCAUUAAGAAAUUGCUUUUUGUUUUGUUUUGUCCAAGAAUCUGUCAAUUCUGACUGGCCCAACAAAUACAGUUGAAUUUUUCGACAAAAUAUUAUAUCAAAAUUUAGAUUUAUGACCAAACAAUUUUAAAUGAUACAUGUAGUAAUGAAUUAUAUAUCAAAAUUUGUAGGCUUCCUGAAUAGCAAGAUUGGGCAGUUGUUUCUAGACUCGCCUUCAGAUGUUGGAAUUUAUCAGAUCUUCAUAAGAUGUGAAAAUAGUUUAGCUUUUCUUACAAAACAUUCUCCUUUUACUUUUGAGCCAAAGGUCUUUAACAAGUAAAAAAUGCAUUCUUGCUCUGUAGUCUCUGUUGCAAUGCUUAGAACUGAAAUAGGAGCAGCAAAAAGGUUUAUUACUAAAUAGCAUCUAACUAAGAAUUUUAUUUGUACAAGUAAUUGAUGAAAUAAAGAUUUAUAAAGAAACACUGUCACAAAACGAGAAAAAUAUUGUAUUCUGGGAAAGGGAAUUUGGCGGAAGGUGAAGUGGAAAUUCUAAUGUAAAGUUGAAAAGAAACUUUUAAUAUAUUAGCGUCAUCACUGUCAUUCUUGUAGGUUAAGUUAAUAUUUGUAUAUGUACAGCCGAUUUCUUGAUUUCAAAUGGGGUUUCUGUGGAGUGAUAGAUUUGACUAUCGACCUUAACAAGCCCAUCAAUCAAAAAUGAAUUGCCGAUUGAGGAUAACUGACGUUUCAACUUGUUAUGGCGAAGUGGUGUGAACGUAAUUCAUGAUUGUAAAAAUGACAUUAGGUUGUAAUGGGUAAGAAGCACAAAAGGAGUGGGCAGUCAUGUUAUCUUCGUCACUAUUGUCAAUUGUUUGAAUGACUCUUUGUUGGAAAAAAAAAAGUGAACUUGGCUACUCCAUGUUACUUCACAUAUGCCUGUAUAUAAAGCACAAUUUCUGCCAUUUUGUGAUAUUCAUUCAUUCAUUCACAGAUAUAAAAGUAGAAAGAAAAUAUAUAUAUCUAAGCUUAUACUCUUUUGUAUUCUUUUUCUUCUUACAAGGGUGUUGUAGGCAAAUGAUCCUGGAAAAUCUGAUUAAUAAUGACGAUGCCCGAGUGAAAUUAAAAGAACGGAUAUAGUGGUAUUUUUAGGCUGAUUAUGAGAGGUUAAUAGUAAGACAAUAUCAUUUUAGUGUGAUUUAUGUCUGGCACAGAUUGUAUAGGUGUCUACCAGCAGACAAGAAGCCUAGUGCCAAGUCAAAAUGUUUUAAAAAAGGAGAUUUUUUAAAAAUAAUUUAUGGGUUAACCUUGAUCAAGUUCCAUGGCUUUGUGAAUAACUUGCAUGAAAUGUACCAAAAAUCUAAAAUAAUAUACUGUACAUGUACAUGAUUUGACUGAAAUUUAUCCUUAAGUAAAUGUAUUUUGUUUUCUGUUGAUACUUGUGUAUGAUUUUAAUUUGUUUACUUUUUCAAAUUGGAUAGUCUGGUAAUAUUUUUUUUCAUAUCAUACUUGAGCCUAAAUGAUAUUUGUUCAUGUAGGAUGUUAUAACCAGAUAGUGAAGAAUUUAGUAGUGGGUCUGAACUAUGACAGCCCCAUAUGCAUCCACAACACAUCCAAUAAAUUAAUCUUUAUGAUCUCAACUUUUUUAAUUAAUCCCUGAAUGCAAUGAAUCAGUACUAGUUGUCUUGUGAAGAGUGGGCUCGAGGCGACCAUGGACAGUUUGCAUGUACUGCCGACUAUCAACAUAAAUUAUUUCCCAUCUUGAAAAUCAUUGCAAGAUGUUAGGGUGAAAAAGUGAUGGCAUUUGUAUAGUAGUGAAAAAUUAAUAAUUGUUUGUUCUCAUGUGUGGAAAUUGAGAAUUUUUGUCAUGGAGAAAAUGUACUAUUCAAAGUGGAUCAUAACGAACAUUUCUUAUUUCAACUAAUGGAAGAUUGAAUGAAUGCUUGUUGAAGAGAUUUACAUUGAAGAUUAUUGAUGUAGUGAUGGGCAAGUUGUUUAUAUAUCAGGUCUUUUUAUUUGUCUCCUCAUAUUAUGAACAUGAAGCCUGCAUAUUGGAUAGCUGUUAUUUAAGUUGACAAAGAAAUGUUUAGAUAUUGUAAAUUUAGAUAUAGUCUGUAAACUCUUGCUUUAAUGAAUGACAAAUAUUUUCUGCCAUAUCUUAUCAUGUUUUUUUUUUUUUUUUUUGAUCAGUGUGGUUUUGCCCACAAUUGCUAUUAUGAAAUAAUUCUGUAUAAUUUGCUUCAGCAGAUAAUGUAAAUGCAUUCUACUCUUCGAAGAGAAAAUUAUGAGAUAUUAUUGGCCAGAAGGGAUUAUCUUCUCCCAAGUGGUGGAUGAGAUUGUCGGUGCAAAGAAGUUGCUAGUUGUGAUAGUUGUAGUGUUGUUGUGGGUGGCAGGCAACAAGGCAAUUUUCAAGCCUGGUUAGAUUGCUGUUUAGUUAUCAUAGGUGUUUGAAUUGUACAGAUAAUACUCGCAAACUGUGUAAACAUGUGUGUAUUUUAGCAACUAUCACUCGUUUUAUUCAAGGGAAUAUUCUUUUCAAUAUAACAUGUAUCAUAACUACAUAAAUAAAUGAUUAGCUGCAAAACAAAUAGUACAUAGAAUAAAGCAUAUCCUUAAAUUUUAAUUGUAAUGAAAAUGUAGAUUACGGUGAUCUUGCCAUGAAUUAAGUAAGUAGCAUUGUCAGUUUAUAGCGGUGUUUUGUUUUGCAACUUUUCUUAGCCAUUUUCAUUUCGACUGAUUCUAGCGUUGAACAAUCACAACAGACACACUUGUACAGAUCUGUUUGAUUUUUACACAUCUUUUACAACGGAGUGCUUUCCAGGCAAUUUCAUAUAUAUAUAUACUCAACUUUCAUUUUUUGAAAUUUUCUUUCUUUUAUCCUAGUCUUCUGACUUUUUGAAGAAUCCAUGCUUAGGUUGAUUACAUUUCCACAUUAUUUGAAGUUCUUUGAUUUGUUUUGGUAAGAAUGAUUGUUUAAUGGAGCUAAGAUAUAUCCUGUUUUUGUAAUGUAUUGAGUAUGUAAAACGCUCAUUAAGACAAACACAACACUUUUUUGUGAAUGGUGGUUGUGAGACAAAUCGUUCCAAGUUCCUAUUUACUGACAAAUAAAACAUCUAAUUGUUGCCCCACACAAA
This is a messenger RNA of Lytechinus pictus (painted urchin), 6432 nucleotides long. Its product is annotated as protein 4.1-like. The transcript is spliced from 21 exons. NCBI's taxonomy places the organism in Eukaryota, Metazoa, Echinodermata, Echinoidea, Temnopleuroida, Toxopneustidae. The coding region runs from base 292 to 2988 and encodes 898 amino acids. Gene Ontology annotation, molecular function: actin binding; structural molecule activity. Gene Ontology annotation, cellular component: plasma membrane; cytoskeleton. The record is from RefSeq and is a predicted model, not a curated record.